AUGGCCGGCUCAGCCUCCGUGGUCCGGCCCGCUGGGUCGCCAUCAACGCCCAUGAAGACCACCGAUGGGCGGUCAUCAGCCGGCUCCAGACCUUCGAAGCCACCCCUAGCCCAUAUCGACGAUGUCCUGUACUUCGACAUCAACCUCCAGAGGUUCAUAGAUGGCCCGAUUGACAAAGCUCUCAACGAAGCCGAUAAUCUGCUGAACAGCGCGUUGGCAAGCAUAAAUUUUGGAGGUCGACUGGACUAUGCUCUCCAGGAUUUCCUCCGAGCGCGUGAGAUUAUCACUCGAGCCAUUCCGAAAAACAAGGCCUUCCCUGGGCUUCGGAGUGAGAAUAAGAGCCAGCUUGACCGUUAUUCAGCUCUUCUGGAGCGAAUGAACAAUCUCUUGGGCAAGUUUGACGAAAUUCAAGAUGAGAUUAGGGCAGACAACGCCCGGACAGGAGUACAACCAACAGUGAGGCACUCAAAGGCAUCAAAAUAUACUUCGCCGACGACAAUACCGACGAGGAUACCGACACCAGGGGAGACUGGUGUAGCGAGCCCAGAUGGAAACAGUAUCUCUCCCCCUUCAGGCAGCUCACCGUCUGUCCAUACAUUGCCACCGCAGAUCAAGCCGAAACCCACGAAUCUCCAAGGCCAGGAUUCUCCGAUCCGCAUGCCACCUUCUGUUCCUUCAGAACCGCAAUCACUUCCACAUGAGCCUCCACAUCCAACCAGUAGCACAGGCAGUGCCAGUUCUUUUCCCGAAAUGCCCAAAGUCCCGGAGGCUAUCUAUCAUCCUCCGCGAGGUACCGUUUCUCCCCUAGCAUCGGCAAUGCCUACAACUGCUGCUCCUCGUCCUGUUUUCACGAGAACGUCCUCCACUUCUUCGCUGAAUGGUAACAGGAGCAGUAGGCCGUCUCUUGUGGAUAAGCGCACAACUUUCGGCCAAUCUUUCGUACCUCCGAACCCCGUCUCCAAGAAAUCAGGGCUGUCUAUACCCCCUGGCGACACCAUCGCGGCAGAGGAACUGUUUCAGCUUAUGAAGAUGAGUGACGAUAGCUUCCGUAUAUUGCUGGUUGACAUCCGUAGUCGUGAAGAAUUUGAUGCUGGCCAUAUCAUGUCGGAGGCCACCAUAUGCAUCGAGCGCGAGGUGCUAUUAAGAAGGGAUAUCUCAGCUAGCGAUAUUGCCGAGGCUAUUUGCAUUUCACCGGCUCACGAGCAAUUACUCUUUGAAAAGCGUCACGACCACGAUAUCAUCGUGUUUUACGACCAAGACUCGGAGAGAAUUGUCAGCACACCUCAGAACCCGCGUGAACAGGCCGUAGUGGCAUUCUUCCGUGCGCUCAACAUCUACGAUUACUCGCAGCGAAAAGCCAUCGUCAAGCUCCUUUGCGGGGGCAUAAAGGCGUGGACAAUGCUGUAUGGACCAAACACCUUGGAAUCGUCAUCUACGGCUCCUUCAAAGACAGAGCCAAUGAGUCCCUCGAGUGCUACCUCGUCCCUAUUGACUCCGAGUCGACGAAUGCACCUUCCACGAUCAAUUCAGGACCCGGAGCAAGCGAAGCGUUGGGAGAGCACCAUGGCAGACGAUAGUGCCAUCUCCCCCAUCAGAACAACCGAAGAGCUCCUACGGCACUUCCCCGCCAUUCCGGGAGCCAAGGAGUCCAUGACUUCGUCCUCGUCUCCCAGCUUGAUGAAUCAUCGUUCACCAUAUUUCACCAGCGUGGGUUCUAUACCAUUACCGCCAACGCGGCCACCACCAGCAUUUCCGCGCAGAACACAUAGUGAGCUCGGAGAUGCCGGUGAGAGUUUAUACUCGGCGACGAGACCGGCCGUCAAGUCACCUCCGCUCGGCCGCGAGGGCCUGCGCAGGCUACGGCCCGGCCUCAAGAAUCCAGGCGUGUACUGUUUCGCAAACAGCUCACUGCAGGCCAUGUUCAGCACACCCGGGUUUUCGCACGAGGUUAUGAUGGGUGAAUGGGGCCCGGUUCCUAGGAAACCUGGAGAACGGAUGGAGAACCCCCAGCUUCUCAUCAAGUCGUUGUCCAUGAUAUUCAAGUGGCUCCAUCAAGGAGAUAUGAAAGCCUUGGAAACUAGAACAUUCAUGGAAUACAUUCGGGAGAUUCACGGCAAAGGGCCAGAUGGCAAGCAUAAACCAGAGCCCGAAGUGUUUGGCGGGUGUUAUCAGCAGGAUGCACAGGAGUUCUACUCGUUCGUCAUGGACAACAUACACGAUGAGACGAAUGUAAGGCGUGACCGGCCACCCCCGAAGGGUGAGAAGUCUUACACGCCUAAAGACGGCAGCAUCAUCCAAAACGCCAUGGAUUACUGGAACCUCUAUUCGCGUGCCAGUGCGUCAAUUGUCGACAAGUGGUUCCGCGGUCUUGAGGCCUUCAUCUCCACAUGUCACAACCCUGGUUGCCGUCAGGAAAUCCGGCUCUUCCAGCCCUGCGACAUCUGGAUCUUGAAUCUUUCUGGCAUGGGCAGCCAAACAGACCUCGAAAGCCUGCUCGUCAACCAUCAAACCUCCGAACACUUCCCCGACCUCAUCUGCGAAACGUGCAAGAAGCCUGGGCGCUCACGCAAAGCCAAGUUUGCACGCCUUCCCGAUCGCCUAAUAUUCUGCCUAAACCGCUUCCAUUCCAAUUCAUCGUCUGGAUUCUCCAGUCCGUUCAGCAGCAACAGCAAGAUUCACUCCAAAGUUCGGUUCCCCAUCCGCGAUCUCGACCUCACGCGCUUCUGUGCGGAGCCAGAUCCGGAUAUGGCAACCACGGAGGAUCGGCAUUUUGCGGGACGCAUGAAGUACGAUUGUUACGCGGUGACAGUGCACGUUGGCACGGGCAUCAACGGUGGGCAUUACUAUGCCUAUGUGCAGGAUGACUCGUCGCCGGAUCCCACGGACUGGUUCCGGUGUAAUGAUGAGAAUGUCGAUCGCGUCAAAAUCGGGGCUGGGCCCGGAGUGUCUGGGGACAUGACAGAGCAGAUGUACCAGAGUGGGAAUGCAUCGGCGUACAUGAUCUUUUAUCGGAGGCAGGGGACAUGA
Messenger RNA from Thermochaetoides thermophila DSM 1495, 3027 nucleotides. RefSeq names its product ubiquitin carboxyl-terminal hydrolase-like protein. The record is from RefSeq and is a predicted model, not a curated record. Lineage: Eukaryota; Fungi; Ascomycota; Sordariomycetes; Sordariales; Chaetomiaceae. Gene Ontology annotation, molecular function: cysteine-type deubiquitinase activity. Gene Ontology annotation, biological process: protein deubiquitination. The transcript is spliced from 3 exons. Bases 1 to 3027 code for a protein of 1008 amino acids.